This is a messenger RNA of Lycium ferocissimum, 1379 nucleotides long. RefSeq names its product uracil phosphoribosyltransferase. Gene Ontology annotation, molecular function: uracil phosphoribosyltransferase activity. The transcript has 12 exons. The record is from RefSeq and is a predicted model, not a curated record. Gene Ontology annotation, biological process: uracil salvage. The coding region runs from base 137 to 961 and encodes 274 amino acids. NCBI's taxonomy places the organism in Eukaryota, Viridiplantae, Streptophyta, Magnoliopsida, Solanales, Solanaceae.
AAAAGGGGGUAAAACCCAUAAUGGAAGGGGUUAGCUUUGUUGUAGAAAGAAGCCUUGCUCACCAGUCCCGAAGAAUCAGGCAUUUGAUACCCAAUCCACCUACAAUUCUUCUGCUCUUAGCUUUACCUUUUUACCAAUGGCGUGCCACUCUCUUAUUUAUACCCCCCCUUACCCCCACCCUCCUAUUUCUUUCUCCGCCUAUCGGCAAAAUAAUCUGCCCACACUCAAUUUUCACUCUAAAAAGGUUUGUAAUUCUCGUAGUAGAAGGAUGAGUUUGGUUUGUGCUAUGGCGGCGGAGAAUAAAGUGGUAUCUGGUGAUAGAAUGCUGGUGUUUGUUCCCCCACAUCCUCUGAUUAAGCACUGGGUUUCCGUUCUUCGAAAUGAACAGACGCCUUGCCCAGUUUUCAAGAAUGCCAUGGCUGAGCUUGGUAGAUUGCUUAUGUAUGAAGCUUCAAGAGAUUGGUUGCCAACCGUAGCAGGAGAGAUCCAGUCACCAAUGGGUGUUGCAUCAGUGGAAUUCGUUGAUCCAAGGGAGCCUGUUGCGAUUGUUCCCAUUUUGAGAGCUGGUCUGGCUCUUGCAGAGCAUGCGGCAUCAAUUUUGCCAGCAACAAAAACAUAUCAUCUAGGUGUAAGCAGAAAUGAAGAAACACUUCAGGCCUCUGUAUACUUGAACAAGUUGCCUGAUAAAUUUCCUGAAGGUUCUCGUGUGAUUGUUGUUGAUCCAAUGCUGGCAACUGGUGGUACAAUAGUUGCAGCUAUUGACCUAAUAAAGGAACGUGGAGUUGACAAUAGUCAGAUUAAAGUGAUAUGUGCAGUGGCUGCUCCUCCUGCUCUCACAAAGCUCAGUGAGAAGUUUCCACGAUUGCACGUAUACGCUGGAAUACUUGAUCCAACUGUUAAUGAGAAAGGGUUUAUUAUCCCCGGAUUGGGAGAUGCUGGAGACCGUAGCUUUGGCACAUGAAGUAAUGCGUUCACCUGAUGAAAUUUCUUGCCAUAUCAUUCUUUAUAGAAGUGAAACACGCCUUGUGAUGGGGGGAGUUGGGCGCCGACCCCCCCUUUUGUUGCUCAUCUUGUUUUCCACCAUAUAAUUGUUUCCCAAUUUUGGAACCAUGAGGUACUAUAAAUACCUAUAUGGCAAAAGACCUGCUAAAGUUCUCUCCCUCUGUCUGUUUCAAUUCUUAGAGUACGAAUUUUGAAGAAGUGAAAAGAGUUCGAAAUAGCUUCAAACGAAAGUGAAAACAGGAUGCCAAGUUACUAGCCAAAGUUGUAGCAAUCUCAUCAUUUCUCAAAAGUACUGUUGUGUCUAUGUAUUUUUAGGAACGAUUAAUCGACUGAAUUAAUUACUGAAAUGCAAGAUCGAUUUGGUAGGAUUCGCACAA